AUGUCCAGGCCGGUACUCAGCAGGACGGCCCGGGUCCUGUUGCUGCAGAGAACAGAGGCCAGAGAGAGGGAGGUGAUUGGCUGUUCCCCCGACAGGCUUCUGUCUGAGAGGGCUCGAGGUAACAUGUACCUGGAGGAGGACUAUAUGGACUGCAGCCAUGAGUAUGGCUCCCCCGCUGUCUCUGCGGCCCCGACAUACCACCCCAGCAGCCUGGACUUUCAGACGGACCCCUCCGACAGCCUGGGAUACAGCUCGGAUGCCAGCAUGCAGUCCCUGAACACCGUGUCCUCCAGUUCCCUGGUCUACAUACCCAACAGCCCGCAGCUCUCCUCCUUCAUCCAUCAUCAUCCUCCCAACCAGCAGGGGCACUGCCUCAUGGGAGGCGAGCAGAGCAGCUACCGGCUGUGGGAAGGCACCCCUUCGUCGGUCAGCAGGUCCAACACGGCAAGCAGUCGGCAGUGUGUGCAGAACAAGCUCUCUGCCGACACCCCCCAGCCAAAGGGGGCACUAGAUCCCCUGCCAGAGACACGCUACUGUGCUGUGUGCAGUGAUUACGCCUCAGGAUACCACUAUGGAGUCUGGUCCUGUGAGGGCUGCAAAGCCUUCUUCAAAAGAAGCCUUCAAGGUCACAACGACUACAUGUGCCCCGCGACCAACCAGUGCACCAUUGACCGGAACCGCAGGAAGAACUGUCAGGCAUGCCGCCUGAGAAAGUGCUGCGAGGUCGGCAUGAUGAAAGGUGGCGGGCUUUGCAAGGUGCGGCAAGGGAGGAGGCAGCUACGGCAGAAAUGCCUGGACGUGGGGCACCCCAGUCCGUGCUGCUACAAACCGAACUCCCAGCAAAGAGUGGCCCCGCCCCUCCCAUCAGAGGCUCCGCCCCAACGAAGACCUGAUAGGCAGAAGCACAGCCUGCGCAUGCCUGCAGAGCAGUUCCUCCUGCUGCUCCUGCAUGCCGAGCCUCCUCCCCUGAGCACCAGGCAGAAGCACAGCCCCCCGUACACGGACGUUGCCAUGAUGACGCUGCUCACCAACCUGGCCGACAAGGAGCUGGUGCACAUGAUUGCAUGGGCCAAGAAAUUACCUGGGUUCCUGGACCUCUCGAUCCAUGACCAGGUCCAGCUGCUGGAGAGCUCCUGGCUGGAGGUGCUGAUGAUCGGAAUCAUCUGGCGCUCUGUCCCCUCUCCCGGGAAGCUCAUUUUCGCUCAGGAUCUCAUCCUAGACAGGAGCGAAGGGGGUUGUGUGGAGGGGAUGACGGAGAUCUUCGACAUGCUCCUCGCUAUGGUCUCCCGAUUCCGCUCCCUUCAGCUGAAGACGGAGGAGUUCAUCUGUCUGAAAGCCAUCAUUCUGUUUAACUCGAGCACCUUCUCGUACCUCUCCAGCUCUGUGGAGAGCCUCCACGACGGCUCUGCGGUCCAGUAUGUGCUGGACAAGAUCGUGGACACGCUGAUUUAUUGCAUCAGCAAGUCAGGUCCUCCGGAUCAGCACCAGGCCCGGAGACAGGCGCGGCUCCUCCUUCUCCUCUCCCACAUUCGCCACAUAAGCAACAAGGGCAUGGAGCAUCUGCACAAUGCGAAACGUAAGAACAUGGUGCCCCUGUAUGACCUGCUGCUGGAAAUGCUGGAUGCCCACAGGCUUCGUUCCCCAGGUAGGGCUGAGCCGACCAGGGUGCCCCCGGACGCAACCCCCGUGUCCCUGCCCCUCCAGAGCAGCCUCAAUGUGCCGUCAUAAGCGAUUUAUCACUGCUCAUCCAACCAGCUGUGCAGGUUGUACCACACUGCAUGUAUAAAAGGGUGGACUGUCUGCUUCGCUGGUUAUCGGAGGCAUUUCUCCUGCGAGUUCAUGCAUCUUUGAAUGUGUAAUGACUUAUCGGGAGUUGCUGAAUGCCUUUGAAAUCUCUGCAGACCUGAUAGAUGAACUGAGUAGCACUUUUUUUGCACUUCAGAAGACUUGCAAACAAGCCUAACAAUGAUGACGGAGCUGCCAUCUUACUGGUUUUAGUGUCAUAAGGGUUAAUUUCUUCUCUCAUAAGCAAUAAUCCCUAAAAUUGAAAGAGGCAAAAAUGUGGAGAUUUAAAGAACACAGCUGAGCAACGUGCAUUAUAGAGUAAUUUUCUGCCUGUAUGUUAAAGAUUUGUUGUGCCAAGUCUUAAACAAAAGUUUUUCACUGACAUUGUAAAGUUUACCAGAGCAAAUAAAAACUACAUCUCUGUAUGGUUUGCUGAUAAAGUUCGCCUUUUUGUGCUGUCAUAUAUCACAAACUAGAUCGCUUUUUAAAUUUAUGCCUGUGAUGCUGCCCCUUGUCCGUAGUUGGUGUCUUAAGAAAAAAUGAGCAGAAUUAUGGUUUUGGAGUGAAACUGAGCAAAUAAAAUAAUCUGUCACAUUUUCUUGCUUCCAAAUCUGCAAAUUGGUAAGUCUGUUCAAAUGUCUCUUAUGUGCAGUUUUAGGUUUUAACAUUUGGUGAUUUUUAAGUGUACAGUACUCAACGUAUUAAAGUUAAACAUUGCA
Molecule: messenger RNA, 2504 nt
Organism: Brienomyrus brachyistius
Lineage: Eukaryota; Metazoa; Chordata; Actinopteri; Osteoglossiformes; Mormyridae
Gene: esr1
Product: estrogen receptor 1
Exons: 8
Coding region: 1-1728 (575 amino acids)
Biological process (GO): regulation of DNA-templated transcription
Cellular component (GO): nucleus
Molecular function (GO): zinc ion binding; sequence-specific DNA binding; nuclear estrogen receptor activity
Source: RefSeq, a predicted model, not a curated record